UCAACUUCCAACUCAGUAACUCGGUCUUUUCGGCGUGGCUUCGGUUGAGGUUGGACGUGUUCCAAAAAGAUUGUAAUUUUGUUCCGUUCACACCACGUUCAAAAGAAUAGUUAAAAGUAAUUUACAUAUAUUUAUUGUUAAGUGUUAAGUAAAAAGAAAAAUGCGACCUCAAAACGGCGACGAUGGUUUUGAUGAGCCCGAGGUCCACCGAAAAAUCUUCAUCGGUGGGUUAAAUUACCGAACAACAGAUGAAUCCCUUAAAUCCCAUUUUGAGAAAUGGGGAGAAAUUGUGGACGUGGUUGUAAUGAAGGAUCCAAAAACUAAAAGAUCACGCGGCUUCGGUUUCAUUACAUAUUCCAAAGCACACAUGGUAGAUGACGCGCAAAACAACAGGCCACAUCGUAUCGAUGGACGAUUUGUUGAAACUAAGCGAGCUGUUGCAAGACAAGACAUUAAGAACCCAGAAGCUGGUGCAACUGUAAAGAAAUUGUUUAUUGGUGGUAUUAAGGAUGAUCAUGAUGAAGAACAAUUAAGACAGUAUUUCUCAAAUUAUGGUGAAGUGAAAAAUGUCAGUAUAGUGACAGAUAAAGCAACUGGCAAAAAGAGGGGAUUUGGAUUUGUGGAGUUUGAUGAUUAUGACCCUGUAGACAAAAUAUGCUUAAAUGCACCUCACAAAGUUAAUGGCAAGCAAUUGGAUGUCAAAAAGGCAUUGCCUAAGGAUGGCUCUGAUCAAAGAGGUGGAAGACAAGGUGGUGGUCCUGGCAGAAAUGACAACUGGGGUGGUAAUGGUGGAGGUGGAUAUGGAAACAACCAAGGAGGUUGGAACAAUUCAAAUCCAUGGGAUAACAACCAGGGUGGUUGGGGCGGUGGCAACCAAGGGGGUGGUGGGUAUGGGGGUGGAAACCAAAGAGGAGGAUGGGGUAACCAAGAAUUUGGUAACUAUGGUAAUCAGGGAUAUAGUGGUGGGCCUACAAGGAAUCAGCAAUAUGGUGGGAACAAUAGGUCGGCUCCCUAUAAUAUGAACCAGGGAGGUGGUGGUGGCGGCGGUGGCUAUGGAGGCGGCAACUAUGGAGGCCAGGGCCGUGGAGGGAGAUUCUAAACGUUACGUGCUAAGUACACUAGUAGUGCAGAGUAUAUCGUGCUAGUGUAGGCGCUCCGGAGCUCGAUAGUUACACCUCAUGGUCUACAAUCGAGACCACCUAGGAGAAGGCGUCAGGAAAAUUAGAUGAUAGAUAGAUCGUAACAUUAUCUUUUAGAAGAAUAUAUUAUGAAUUAUUUUUUCUAUGUACUGAUAUGUAAGUUGGCUAUUUAUUGUGGUACUUAGGUACUUAUCGUGACAUACUGUUAUGGACGCGUAUACAUUGUGAAAUUAAUUUACGUUUUCAUAAAUAAGUACAAUUUAGGAUUUAAUGUUUGGAGUUGUGUAGAAGCUAGACAAGAAAAGGUCAGUGUUAGUUGACUUUAGAUGGAUAAAUCAUCAUGAUUAAUUUAUUUUCCUGACUCAGUAUUAAGUUCUCAAAUAGAUGUUGUAAGUGUUUAGGUUAUAGAAAUGGACUUAUAGGAUAAUUUGAUGUAAAAUAAAUUUUAAUACGAAAUCUGUAGGGUUGUUUCUUUAGAUCUGUAUAUAGACCUCUUAUUAAAUCAAUGUUAGAAAUUAAGUUCGUAUAAUGUCAGACACUAGAAGGUUUCAAUGCUAGAAAAAUAAAUAGGAUACGAAGCGUUAUAUUCAAGUGGAGUGUGUAGCUUCAAACCAUCUAGUAGUUUAUAUCAUAAAGAGAUUUUAAUAAUAAGUAGAUACUACAUACAUACAUACCUAGAUGUGUAAAUAAAUUAAUCACAUUGCGUGGUGUUUAGUCAUUUUACCCUGAAAAUAAACUGUUUAUGCAUGUUAGAUACCAACGUCAAAUAUUUUUCUAAGAUAUUGGAUACCACAUAGCCACUUUUGUCUACAUUAAAAGAUCAAUCAGUAA
This is a messenger RNA of Zerene cesonia (dogface butterfly), 1970 nucleotides long. Its product is annotated as heterogeneous nuclear ribonucleoprotein 87F-like. Gene Ontology annotation, molecular function: RNA binding. The transcript has 7 exons. The coding region runs from base 161 to 1099 and encodes 312 amino acids. NCBI's taxonomy places the organism in Eukaryota, Metazoa, Arthropoda, Insecta, Lepidoptera, Pieridae. The record is from RefSeq and is a predicted model, not a curated record.